Planococcus citri (citrus mealybug) is the source of this 1160-nucleotide messenger RNA. RefSeq names its product dynein regulatory complex subunit 5. Gene Ontology annotation, molecular function: GTPase activator activity; protein binding. Lineage: Eukaryota; Metazoa; Arthropoda; Insecta; Hemiptera; Pseudococcidae. The transcript is spliced from 5 exons. The coding region runs from base 147 to 1160 and encodes 337 amino acids. The record is from RefSeq and is a predicted model, not a curated record.
UUUUUCUUCAGCCAUUAUACCAGAAAGUAUUUAUUGGGAAAGAGCUUGCUACGAUCAUUGGCCAUUGGUAAUACAAAACUUUUGGUCUGCAAUCAACAUGUUUCAAGUAUACCUACUUUCAUAAUGCAAUCCGCUCACAAAUCUACAUGGCUCUGUUUGAUAUUUUUCAGGGUUUCUUCAUGCCUCAAUUUAAAGGUUCGUGGAAAAGAUUAUACAUGGAGAAAUUUCUGCAGAGCUACAUAGAAAACACAUUUCCUAGCAAUAUUCACAUGAUCGAAUUCAAAGAACUAUUGGAAAUGCUCAAACCUUACAUAUUAUCACUAACAAUCGAACAAUUAUUAAUUUCUGAUGUGGAGGAAUGUCGAGAUGAGGAUGUUAUACAUAUUGAUAUGAAAUUUAUUCUGUCAUCAUUAUCGAAUUUGCGAGAUUUUAGCAUAGCUUGUGGUGUGAAAAAUUGCGACAUCGAGUUCUCAAAAAAUCUGUACGAAUUGACUGAAAAUGACUGUACAAGUAUAGGUAUUGGUUUACAAUGGACGAUUCGUCUUCAAAACUACAAAAUGCAUCGUUGCUAUUUAAAUCCAAUCAAGUUACAUAGCUUGUUAACCAACUGGGAACUUUUGUCGUGUUUACAAGUCGUUGAUUUCAUGUCUUGUGGUUUAGAUGACGAAUGCAUUUCCAUAUUGAGCGAAUUUCUCAUCAAACUGCCUUCGUUAGAACAGCUUUCAUUAGUGAAUAAUAAAAUAGGUCCAAACGGAGCUGUAUCUCUAGCUUCUUCGUUGGGAUAUUAUCGUUCGUUAAAAGUUCUCAACUUGAGACUGAAUUUUAUCCUGGAUGAUGGCGGUAUUGCUAUUUUUAAAGCAAUAUCGAAGCACAGCUGUGUUGAAAAAUUAAUUUUAGAAGGGUGCGAAUUAGGUAUCCGUACAAUUGAUAGUUUAUGCGAUUUGAUUGUAGUAAACAGUCAUAUUUUGGAGAUCGAUCUGAGUGUAAAUCAUUUACAUGAUAAAAAAACAGAUAGAAUUGCCCAAGCUGUUUGUAAAAACGAUACGUUGCAGAGGCUCGAUUUAAGAAUGAAUGACAUUUCGCCGACUCAAAUGAAAAGCAUAUCUGAAAAACUGACUGAAAAUCGAAGGAGUAAAAAUAAAUUUUAUUUCGAGUUUUGA